AUGGGGAAGGAGAUGGGAAUGGAGAGGGAUAUGGAGAUGGAGAUGGAGAUGGAGAUGGAGAUGAUGAUUGAAUCAAUUGAUAACCUCUUCGGUCAACUAGCCUGGAGAGAUCGAGAAAAGAAGAGGAGCAAGAGGGAGAAGGAGAAGAUAGGCCACUUCCAACACGCAAAGCAGAGAAGAGGAGGAGGAGUAGGAGGAGGAGAAGAAGAAGAAGAAGACGACGACGACGACGAUGAUGGUGAUGAUGAUGAUGAUGAUGAUGAUGAUGAUUAUGAAAAGAGGAAUGAGGGAAAGGGAAAAGAUGCAGGCCAAUUGCACCAGGAUACAAUGAAGCACUGGUCCUGUAACUGA
This is a messenger RNA of Aspergillus fijiensis CBS 313.89, 351 nucleotides long. RefSeq lists its product as uncharacterized. The record is from RefSeq and is a predicted model, not a curated record. The coding region runs from base 1 to 351 and encodes 116 amino acids. Lineage: Eukaryota; Fungi; Ascomycota; Eurotiomycetes; Eurotiales; Aspergillaceae. The transcript has 4 exons.